AUGAGACCAGUGAGUGACGCGCCCUCAGAGGAAAUCCUUGACAGGGACACUUUCCUCACCGAAUUCAAAACCGAGGCCUACCUUCAGGAUUUCUAUGCCAAAGUAGAGGACCCUGCGAUGCAAAUGGUACUACCUGCGAAGUGGGACGAGUGCUGGAUUUUCGGAGCUGGUCCCACAAUACACGUGGCCGCCUCUUUUCGCAACCAAGCUGCUGAGGUUCAUCUAGCUGACUAUCUUCCACAAAAUCGCAAGGAACUUUCUCGAUGGUGUGGAGGUCGUUCGAAUUUCGACUGGUCAGAACCACUGAAGAUGAUCCUUUCACAAGAGGGCAAUUCAUGGAAUGACCUUGACGAGAUGAUCACAUUGACAAGACAAAAGGUUCAUCUAGCUGACUAUCUUCCACAAAAUCGCAAGGAACUUUCUCGAUGGUGUGGAGGUCGUUCGAAUUUCGACUGGUCAGAACCACUGAAGAUGAUCCUUUCACAAGAGGGCAAUUCAUGGAAUGACCUUGACGAGAUGAUCACAUUGACAAGACAAAAGGUACGUGGAGUACAUCACUGUGAUUGCCUGAAAAGUCCAUCGAUUGAUGCGCCAGCGGAGCUUCAAGGAAGGUUUGAUGUUGUCGUCACGAUUUUCUGCGUGGAAUACUGUUGUAAAACGUACGAAGAAUAUAAGAAAGCCAUCAAAAACGUGGCGGAUCAGAUAGCUCCAGGAGGGUUCCUCGUCAUGGGUGGCAUUCUUGAGGAGACAUGGUGUGCGUUCGGUGGCCGCGUGUUCAGUUGUCUGUACAUCACAAGGAACAGAUGCCUCAAUGCACUUGAUGAAGCCGGAGUUCGCCUGGAAAACGACCGUAAAUGCAUUUUAUACGAAGUUAACGACAUGUUCGUCAUCUGUGCUCGUAAACGCCAUCCUGAAAAAGUUGCGGUCUGA
Ostertagia ostertagi is the source of this 930-nucleotide messenger RNA. The record is from the annotation of a GenBank genome assembly. NCBI's taxonomy places the organism in Eukaryota, Metazoa, Nematoda, Chromadorea, Rhabditida, Trichostrongylidae.